UCAUGGCAUAUUUCGAAAUGAUUUAAAUAAACUAUGAGCGCUUUUUGUAAUCUAAAAUAAUGAGCAAAAUUUAGAUAUGGAUUUUCUCGUAUGUGUUAAGAUUUAUGUUUUGAGAGAGGACCUAUAUAAUUUACCUGUAUAAUGAUAAUUUAUACAAAAUCUGAAUUUAAGUAUAUAGCCAUACUGUUGUUUUACUGGUAGGGGCGGAAAAUUAAACAUGGGUGAUUAUUAUUAUAGAUUUGUUCUAAAUCCACUACUUGUACUACAAGCGUAGCCUUGUUUCUCGCUGGUAUCGGAAAAAUAAAAAAGCAAUGAUUCACGCAGUACUUGCAGAGAAUUCUAAAAAAAUCACAGAGGGGCUAUCCAAGAGAUGGCACUACUCACAUUAUGUACAAGUUCCUCACCUAACCUGUCUUAUCGAUGUCCAAAGAAGUUGAUAGUUGUAUCAUCUGGUAUCAUGGCCAAACGAUAGGAUAAUAAUUUAUGCGGAUUAUACUAUGUGUUAGCAGCAUCGUGUUUUGAGUCAAAUUUGUCACAUUAGGAUUACAGUAGUCCCAUGACUUGAUAUGUACCAUAUGGAGUUAACUACAAUUCUUUGAUCUUCACUGAUAUUGAAUAGAAAAAUGGCUUCAGAAGAACAUAAGGUUUUAGCAGACUUUAUAAAAAAUACUCAUAGUAACUUGCGAAAGGAAUCACAAAUUCAUGGAGCAACUGUAGCAUGGAGAAAACAUGUAGAACAAAAAGAAAUUUUGCUGAAAUAUGCAGUUUCAAUGCAACAGCUUGCUACAAAAUAUUGGGCUAAGAAUGUUGCAGAUCCAACCAAACAAUUACAAUGUAGAAUACAAUGGAUAAAGAAGCAGUGCAUAGAAUAUUUCUUUAAUGAAGGCAGGGAACGAUAUCAGAAGAGGGAAUUGGAUAUUGAACUUAAAUUAACUGCAAUAACAACCAAGAAAAAAGAUAGUUGCUCAUUAAAUAUGGAAAAAUUAUUCUUACUUGAUGUUGGGAGUUGUUACAACCCUUUUGAGAAUAUGGAUCAGUUCCAUGUAACAGCAAUAGAUUUAAUUCCAUAUUCACAGAAUGUAUUGCAGUGUGACUUCUUAAACUUGAACAUCAGAGGGAACAGAAUUGUUAAUGAGGAAACAAAGACUAUAACAGAGUUACCUAUGAAUUUCUUUGAUGUCGUAAUAUUUUCCUUAUUUUUGGAGUACUUACCAUGUCCCAAACAAAGAUAUCUUUGCUGUACAAAAGCAUACAAAUUGUUAAAAGCUGGUGGAAUUCUUUUAAUUGUAACACCAGAUUCGAAACAUGUUGGUGCCAAUGCUAAAGUAAUGAAAUCUUGGAGAUUUGUUCUAGCUAACCUUGGUUUUAUGAGAAUAAAGUAUGAGAAAUUGCCUCACAUGCAUUGUUUGAUAUUCAGAAAAUGCUUUUCUCAGCAUGUUGCUAGGAGAUGGAUUCAAUUGCAACAGCUACCUAGCAAUGAUAUAUUAUUUCAGUCUAAAUUCAUGCUACACAUACCUCAAGACUUUCAAGAAAGCUAUACAUUGAAUGAAUACCAUAAACCUGAUAAAUCGUUAAAUGAUUGUAAUGAUACAGCAAUUAUGUUCGAAGAAUUACCAGCUGCGUAAUAUCGAAAUAUAUUAUUGCAAUAAAAUAUUCUGAUGAAAACCUAA
This is a messenger RNA of Cephus cinctus (wheat stem sawfly), 1670 nucleotides long. It is a transcript of the gene Samtor, whose product is annotated as S-adenosylmethionine sensor upstream of mTORC1. Lineage: Eukaryota; Metazoa; Arthropoda; Insecta; Hymenoptera; Cephidae. The transcript is spliced from 3 exons. The record is from RefSeq and is a predicted model, not a curated record. Gene Ontology annotation, biological process: negative regulation of TORC1 signaling. The coding region runs from base 624 to 1625 and encodes 333 amino acids.